Molecule: messenger RNA, 219 nt
Organism: Besnoitia besnoiti
Lineage: Eukaryota; Apicomplexa; Conoidasida; Eucoccidiorida; Sarcocystidae
Product: DNA-directed RNA polymerase II RPB10
Exons: 3
Coding region: 1-219 (72 amino acids)
Biological process (GO): tRNA transcription by RNA polymerase III; transcription by RNA polymerase I; transcription by RNA polymerase II
Cellular component (GO): RNA polymerase II, core complex; RNA polymerase III complex; RNA polymerase I complex
Molecular function (GO): zinc ion binding; DNA binding; DNA-directed RNA polymerase activity
Source: RefSeq, a predicted model, not a curated record
AUGAUCGUUCCAAUCCGGUGCUUCACCUGUGGGAAGGUGAUUGCUCAUCUCUGGGAAAAGUGGAUCGACAUGAUCGACGAAGACAGACCAGAGGGAGAAGCGUUAGACAUUCUGGGGUUGGAUCGCUACUGCUGUCGGCGCAUGCUCCUGACGCACGCGGACCUUAUCGACAAGCUUCUAGCUUACAACAUCUAUGAGAAGCGCAUAGUGGAAAGCUGA